Molecule: messenger RNA, 3870 nt
Organism: Helianthus annuus (common sunflower)
Lineage: Eukaryota; Viridiplantae; Streptophyta; Magnoliopsida; Asterales; Asteraceae
Product: increased DNA methylation 1
Exons: 9
Coding region: 359-3511 (1050 amino acids)
Molecular function (GO): acyltransferase activity, transferring groups other than amino-acyl groups
Source: RefSeq, a predicted model, not a curated record
AUGUAAAUCCAUCCGUUCAUACGUAAGCAUAAACAAAGGUGAAUAAUGCCAUCUGUUAUGCUACAGAGCUGCACCACUGUUCUUCUUCGGGCUCACCAAAGCCCAAUCCUUCAACCAUUUCAUCAUCAUCAACAACACUCGUCACAUGUUUCAUACGCUUGCACCACACAUCUAACGUAACGCUUCAAAACCACCUCAAUUUCACCUUUUUAUUCCCUUUUCCCCAUUCUUCAAACCCUAGUUUCUGAUUUCCACCCCAAUUUGCACCCUACAGACGGCAUGAUAAAGAGGUAUUUAUUUUCGCAAGAGGGAAACUGAGUAUUUUUAUUGAAUAAGGGAUACAGAAAAGACGUGUAAAAUGAAGGGGAACUGCAACAAGUCGUUAAAAAUGUUAUUCAGGCUAGGUAUCGAAGAUUUGCAUGAUGAUGAAUUCGAGGGUUCAAAGGAAGAAGAUUCCAUUUUUAGAGAAGUGUUCUUCGGACAUGAAAACGAUAAAACUAGCAAAAAGUGUCUUGUAACUGGAGCAAUUAAUUUCGAAAACGAAAAUAAAAAACCUAAAGAUGUUUCAUUCGGUUGCAACAGUGACAAUUCGGUCAUGACAAGUAGAACAGCAGAUUCCCAGAACAUGAAAGAAUCCGAAGAGUUUACUAUAUCAGCAAGAAACGACGCCGAUGUUGAAGUCAAAAGAAGGAAGGUGUUACCUGAAGAACAAGUGUUACAAGUCAACGCUAAACCUUAUUUAGAAAAAGUCAUUAAUACUUCACUCCCGUUAAAAGAAACCGAUUCUUGUUUGUUCCAACCCACUACAAUGGUAACAUGUCGGUUAGUUGAAUCAUCUGGUCAAGGUUUUAAAUCCAGUUGUUAUCUGCUUAAAGGAACUGUCGGUGAAGUGUCCGACAAGGAUGGUUCGAAAUCCCGAUUAUCAAGCUCUGACACAAACGAUCAAAAAGCAACCGACGCCAGUGCUGCAACUGCAAUUGCAUCACCCGUUUCUCAGGAGAGCCACGUCAGCAAGCUUUUAGUCGUCCGGCCCGAACCAAGCGAUCCAAUUCAAGGUUGCAAACGAAAAUGGAAAGAUUCUUCAUUUGUGGAACUUGAUGAAGAUGAACUUUUAGCACCACCUGAAGAUUCAAGUUCAACUACCGACAUUAAAUCGUUAUUACGGUUUCAUAUCCAUCGGCUACUUCGGGAGGCAAAAUGGGUUAUUGGAAGGCGAAACCGAACCACUCAUUGUAAAGGACAUGGAGAAUUUGUGUUCAAAUCUCCAUCCGGAAGGCCGAUUCGGGAAUUUUACCGAGCGUGGAAUAUGUGUGGGCAGAAACUAGUUGCAGAUGCAAAUUACGUUAUCAGUGAUAGUAACGGCAUACAGUGGACCAGUUUGACCGAGUUCCAGUCUGAUUUUUCGGAUACGUUAAUGGAGAUCGAAGAACAGCUUAGAGUUCUGGAACCUGCAACUGCGUUAGCUCAUUGGUGGUAUUUACUCGAUCCGUUUGCGAAAGUGGUGUAUAUUGAUAAAAGUUUGCGGUACUUGAAAGAAGGGAAACCGGUUAAAACAAAGAGAAGCGUGGUGGACGGUUUUUAUUUUAGUGAUGAUACUGUUUUACCUUCAAAAAAUGAAGUUACCAUUGAUAACCAAAUUACAAAUAAUCUUUAUUCAUCAACCGGAGCGUCUGAAAUUGUGUUUCCGCAUGAAGACGGUGUGAUUCAACCCAAAGAACACAAGAAAUCAAAGAAGUUGUCAGAGAUGAAAUUAAGUUCUUAUGGCAUGCAAGAGAUCAGUGAGAGUAACAGGAGUUGUAUAAAAUCAUCUUUUUGCUCUUCUGACGAUCAACAUGAAAAGAAGCAAUCCGGGGUCAAGAAGUCAACCCACCAUCGUAAACAUGGAAAAGAGAAAAAAGGAAAUUGUCACGUUGACGAUGACGAUCUUUUACUUUCCGCCAUAUUAAAAAACCGUUCUACUAACAAAUCAUCACGUUUCAAGACAAAAUCUCGUGUCUCAAAACCUACAAGGAGGUCCAAGUCCAACAAGGGUCCAAAAGGAAGUUGCAGGUUGCGUCCACGAAGUUUGACUUUGACCAAAGGUGGUCAACAUCAGACGGAAGGAAGGUGGUCUGGACUCAGUGUACGAACAGUAUUAUCCUGGUUAAUAGAUUUUGGCGUAAUUAAAGUUAACGAAGUGAUCCAGUACCGAAAUCCAAGAGACGAUUUAGUGGUAAAAGACGGUUUAGUUACCCGAGACGGUAUCUUGUGUCAAUGUUGUGAGAAGAUUCUUUCUGUUUCUGAGUUUAAAACUCAUGCCGGUUUCAGCUUAAAAGGCCCGUGUUUAAAUCUUUUUAUGGAGUCUGGAAAAUCGUUCACUUUGUGCCAGCUGGAAGCUUGGUCAGCCGAAUACAAGGUUAGGAGAGGUGCUACACGCACUAUUGAGGUUGAGGAUAUCGAUGAACAUGACGACAGUUGCGGUUUGUGUGGUGAUGGUGGUGAGUUGAUAUGCUGUGAUAACUGCCCAUCAACCUUUCAUCUCAAAUGCUUGUGUGUUGAGGAGCUACCAGAAGGCAAUUGGUAUUGUUCAAAGUGCUCUUGCUGGAUUUGUGGGAAUGUGGUCGAUGACACCGAGGCUUCAAACUUGGCUGCAUUGAAAUGCGUGCAAUGUGAACACAAAUAUCAUGAGGAAUGUGUGAGAGAGAAAGGAACGGGAAGAGAGUUAGUGUCGUCUGCUACAUGGUUCUGUGGGGAAAGCUGUGAGGAGAUUCACUCGGGGCUUCAUUCCCAGAUCGGGAUUAUGAAUCCCGUAUCUGAUGGUUUCUCGUGUACACUUCUGAAAUGCAUUCAUGGAGACCUAAAAGUUCAUUCUGCACAGCGUUUGGUUGCUCUGAAAGCCGAAUGCAAUCUGAAACUAGCUGUUGCUCUUACAAUCAUGGAAGAAUGUUUUCUGCCCAUGGUGGAUCCAAGAACCGGCAUUGAUAUGAUACCCCAUGUCUUGUAUAAUUGGGGAUCCGAAUUCGCACGUCUCAACUAUGAGGGGUUCUAUACUAUAAUCUUGGAGAAAGAUGAUGUGAUACUAUGUGUGGCAUCUGUAAGGAUUCAUGGAGCAAAUGUUGCUGAGAUGCCGCUGAUUGCAACGUGUAGCAGAUAUCGCCGCCAGGGAAUGUGUCGGCGUCUCAUGAAUAGUAUUGAAGAGAUAUUAAAGUCCUUAAAGGUAGAGAAGCUGGUGGUAUCUGCGAUCCCGAGCUUGGUUGACACAUGGACCAAAGGGUUCGGGUUCACACACUUGGAAGCCGAUGAGAAGAAGACCCUGACCAAAACCAACCUCAUGGUCUUCCCAGGAACCGUGUGGCUCACGAAACCCAUGUAUCAGGGUGCACUCCAAAGUUCUCCAACCGAAGAUGUAGUUUUACAUGAAGAUGGAGACCAUGACUUGAUGCUCUCACGCGAAGAGCCGUCAAAAGCUGAAGGAAGCUCAUUUGAUACGGGUUUUGAAGUAAACCCGAUCAUAACCGGAAACAUUCAAUGACCGGGCAGCCCGAAAAGUUGGGCCGGGUACAAAAAGUGAGCAAUAAAAGUUGUACAUUUGAAGAGUUGAGAAGUUUUGCAGUUUAAAUAUUGGCAUUUGUGAUGAAAAAAGCAUAACAAUGGAAAGCUGAAGUUGAAGUUGCAUCUGUUGUGUAGGCAGGCAGGCAGGCAUUUGUUGUUUGUUAUAUGUGGGGAAAAGGAAUGUGUGGUAUGUUGUAAAAGGAAUAUGCAAAACUACAUGAGGGAUGUGUUAGAUGAAUUCUGUUGUACAUAACUUGCUUUACUUCCUUGUCCCCCAAGACAUGCAGCAACCUUUUUUAUUGCAAAAUCCUUGUUUAAUGUUUUCCUUUUGUAGGACCA